Messenger RNA from Bufo gargarizans (Asiatic toad), 1020 nucleotides. RefSeq names its product histidine N-acetyltransferase-like. Lineage: Eukaryota; Metazoa; Chordata; Amphibia; Anura; Bufonidae. The record is from RefSeq and is a predicted model, not a curated record. The transcript is spliced from 3 exons. The coding region runs from base 1 to 1020 and encodes 339 amino acids. Gene Ontology annotation, molecular function: acyltransferase activity, transferring groups other than amino-acyl groups.
AUGUCGGUUGAGACAUCUGUUCCACAAAUUGAUUUUGUACCUGCAGCAGCUGAAGACUAUGAAGAAGUGAUGUCCAUCUCUGGUGGGAUAUACAACGGAACGGACUAUCUGCCUUUCAUGUACCAUAAAUGGCUGGAGGAACCCCAGAGAAGAAUGUUUCUUGGCAAGUGUGAGGGGAAAGUGGUGGUCUUUGAGUCAUUCAUACUAGUCGAUGAUGGAACUACUGCUGUGGUGGAAGGUCUUCGGGUAGCCCCCUGGAUAAGAGGACGUGGGGUGGCUGGAUUGAUUCAGAGGUUUUGCUUGGAUACUCUGCAUUCUGACCACCCGGAGGUUAAAAUAAUUCGACUGACCCGGCCAGAGAAUCCGCCAACUGCUAUGUUGACUAAAUACAAAGUGAUCAACUCUAAGGCUGUGAUGUCUCUAUUCCUUCCUAUUGAUCAAUUGGAAAUGAAACUUAAGUUACUGGAAUCUCGAAUUAACAAUUUGGACAGCUCCAAAGACCUAUCUGUUCUGGAACCAAAAGAAAUUCUCGGAUUCUUUGAGGAGUCUAAAACAAGACAACAACUGCUUCCUAGUGGUUUACUUGUUCAAGGCUGGCUUCCUCUUACCACUGCUAAGUCCAACCUAAAUCUUAUACUGAAACGACAGAUUGUCUGGAUUUAUUCUCAUCCUGGGGAUUUGAUUAGCACAGUUUCUUCUUCUAAGGUCACAACCAGCUGUGAUGGUACCCAUGCCUAUCUAGAAGGAUUUCUCAGCCUUGGUACCCCUCCAUAUCCAGUGCCUUUUGCAGGGGGAGUACACCGUCUAGAUAUUGACAUGUUUGGAAAUGACCCAUCUUGUGCCAAGGUCCAUGUUGUAGAGCAGUUGAAGAUUGGAGUACAAGCAUCACCGGCAGGGAGCAGUAUAAUCUGUAUGAUAUAUGCAGAUGAGAGUCUCCGAACUGAGCUUGGCCAACUGUGUGAAGGGCUGACUCCAUUCCAUUUCUCAAGGGAACAGAUGAUAAUGGAAAUGGAGAUCUAG